AUGUUAACACGACAAGGUGCAAAACGACUCCUUGAAGCUGAAUUUCAAAGAUUAUCCGAUAUUGAUAUUACUUUUGCUGAACGUCCAACAGAAUUAAUCAUGGCAGCGAAAACCGUCGCAAAUAUUCUUAGUAAAACUUCGGAACAGAUUCCUAAAUAUUCUGGACAUCCCAAACAAUGGUUUAAUGAAAAUACUACAAUAUUCGAAUCAUGGAAUGUAUUUAAAACUCAAUUUCUUCAUAUUUCUUCAUCUCCAUCAUCGAAACAAUUAGCAUCGAAUCGCUUACGAAGUCGGCAACAACGAUAUGAUGAAACUGUUAUUGAAUAUUACACAGAUGUUAUUAAAUUAUGUAAAUUAGUUGAUCCAAACAUGACAGAUGCAUCCAAACUUGAUCAUUUAUAUCAUGGAUUAAAACCGUCGUUAAUGAAAGACGUAUUACGUGAAGCUCCAUCCACACCAGCAGAUUAUUUAGAACAAGCACGAUGUGAAGAAAAUUUAGAUCGUCUCGUUUCUACAUCUCUUAAUCAACCACAUGAUAAUGAUACACAAGCAAUAAAUUACUCUAACAGUUCAUCGUAUAGAUCUACACAAUCGGCUGAAGCUAUACGUCAUCCAAACUCAUCCAAUAUGUAUUCUGGAGGUUAUUCUACAAACGGAUAUUCACCUCGGCCGGUAUAUAAUCGUUUUCCUAAUCAAUCAUCACCACGUUAUCCAUCACAAGCUCAACCAUCUUCGUUUAAUGCAUUACAUUACCAAUCACGUCCUUUACGAUGUUAUCUAUGCAAUAAACUGGCAUAUCCGACUUAUUCGGUACCAUAUCGUAAAUAUCUUCCAAUUAAUUACUCUCGACAGCAUUUUGUUAAACCCAUCGAACAACGCACUGCUAGAAAUCAAAAUAUUAAAAAAUCUAAUCCAUCAUUAAUUUUUAUCAAUACCCUCAUCAAUGGAUCACGUCUACGUGCUAUGAUAGAUACUGGAGCCACUCAUUCAUUUAUUACCCAAGGUGCAUUCAGCACAUUAUAUCAUUCAGCAAUACCACCAUGUGAUCGUAUAGCUCAAUUAGGUGAUGGUCAGACCCUGCUUAAAAUAGUGGGUGAAGUUCAAUUAUUAUCACAAUUUGAUAAAGUUUUUACCCGUUUAAAUGUUCUCGUUGUCAAAACCAUGAAUACUGAUUUUUUAUACUUGGUAGUGAUUGGUGUACAAGUAAUGCAGCACGAAUCGAUUAUAAAAAAAAUCAAGUGUCUAUACGCUCAUCAAAUGGCCGUAUAUUUAUUCCAUAUCACAAAUGCAUUGAUUCUUUAA
Molecule: messenger RNA, 1302 nt
Organism: Rotaria socialis
Lineage: Eukaryota; Metazoa; Rotifera; Eurotatoria; Philodinida; Philodinidae
Source: the annotation of a GenBank genome assembly